AUGGCUUCCUUACGCCCGUCGCCUCCCUCUCGUGCUCUCUUGGUGGAGCUCCAGUCCACGGCUGGGCUCCGCGCGGCCAAGUCACGUCUGGCACGAGCCUCUUUGGCCGGGCCGUCAUCGAAAACGGCUGCUAAGCGUCCACAGGCUGCAAGACAGCCCGCUUCACCGUCGCCUCCAUCGUCGCCAACGCCGUCACCGCCACUACCGUCACCUCCAUCGUCGCCCCAGAUACCAUCGCCUCUGUCGAAGUUGCUACCGUCGUCUGUUGGGUCUCCAGCGGUUUCUCUUGCUUCUGCUACUUCCGCUUCUCCGCUGCCUGCGUUAAACACCACGCCAUCAUCGCCUUUGGACGACGCUUCGGUGGCGUCAGAUGUCUCUGGCGAGUCGAUAUUAAAUCGCCUGAAGAAACUGCACUGUGGCCAGCUCUUCGGCAGCUCAGAUGAAGAAUCAGAGGAGGACGAGGGUCUGCGCGCGGCACGUCCGCCACCCCCUACUCCAUCAGCGAGUGGUCUGUUUGACGAUGACAGCGAAGAGGAGACUGAACCGGUUGAUAGGUUCAAUCGCCUGAGGCGAAGUACUGAUUCGGGCGACUGGCAUCCAAAUGAUUUGCCUCCUGUUCCGGCGAAGCAUCCUGCGAACGGCCGUGCUAAUCACUACGAUCCAACGGCACCUUGGAAUUACUCCGUUCCAGUUAACGUCGAGCAGCUCCACGAUGAUCGCGGCGAAUAUCCGCAUCGGUGUUUCCUCGUUGAGUGGCAAAUUACGCCUCUUCAGUUGAGCUGGGUGUGGGAGGAGCAGCUCGCCCAACGAUUCGCUCGUCGUAUGGAUCAGGUGAUGCAGUGGUGUAAAGAUCUGCGUCCUGGUGCAUUCGCCAAUUACUACAUGAAACAUUUCGCGCGUCAUGACCAGGCUUCUCCCGCUGUCGGCUGCUUCAUGGACGCAUUUCGCGCGGCGUUAUAUCAUCUUGGCGACCCUGGUCUUGCAUCCACGGCCACUGAACUAUGGAUGAACUUCGAGCGUGAUCAUCCAGGCACUGUCGACGGAGUUUCUCGAGCUGAAGCUACGGAGUUCUUUCGGAUUCUUCAGCGCAACGAUUUUCCGUUGGAUUAUGACCUUCUCUUCCAGAGUCCACUUGAUGCUUCCUACACGGAUGUGGAGCGGUUCCAGUCUUUUGUCCAAACACUGCGUGAGGGUGUGUAUCUCACGAGUGUUGGUGAUGGCCUCGUCGGACACUGCGUUGUUGUCCUCGCGAAGGGACCAGACGCUGCUGUCUCGGUACUGGAUGGAGUCGAACCGCCUGUGACUCCGGAGCCUUUGACGAACUUGGAGUAUCUCGACAAAGUCAAAUAG
Messenger RNA from Phytophthora nicotianae INRA-310, 1350 nucleotides. RefSeq lists its product as hypothetical. The record is from RefSeq and is a predicted model, not a curated record. Bases 1 to 1350 code for a protein of 449 amino acids. Lineage: Eukaryota; Oomycota; Peronosporomycetes; Peronosporales; Peronosporaceae. The transcript has a single exon.